AUGGCUACCAUCAAGGCCAUCGAGGCCAGAUCAGUUCACCAGAUUCAAUCUGGGCAAGUCAUCGUCGAUCUUUGUUCCGUGGCUAAAGAACUAGUCGAGAACAGCCUCGAUGCAGGUGCCACCACUGUCGAAGUUCGCUUCAAAAACCAUGGCUUGGACUCGAUCGAAGUGCAAGACAAUGGCUCCGGCAUUGCUCCAGCCAACUACGACACUCUCGCUCUCAAGCAUUACACUUCCAAACUAUCCAGCUUCGAUGACCUUUCUAGUCUCCAGACCUUUGGUUUUCGAGGCGAAGCGCUUUCUUCACUCUGUGCCCUUUCCAAGUUCUCUGUUGUCACCGCACAAGCGGAUGAAGUGCCCAAGGGCAAGCGGCUGGAUUUUGACUCCUUGGGCAAGCUCAAGUCGGUGACCGUGGUUGCCGCUCAGAGAGGAACUACUGCCAGUGUUGAGAAUUUGUUCGAGAGUCUCCCUGUGCGACGCAAAGAGCUCACCAAGAACAUCAAACGCGAGUAUAACAAAGUCUUGGGCUUGCUGCAGGCCUAUGCCUGUAUUGGCGUCAACGUCAAAUUCACGGUCAAGAAUACGAUGCCCAAAAGUAAAAGCAUGAUGGUCUUUUCUACAAAAGGCAAUGCCACUACCCGGGAAAAUAUUGCAAACGUCUACGGGGCUAAAACACUGAGUGCACUGGUUGCUCUCGACCUCGAGCUGGAUUAUCAGCCUACAUUGACACAAAUGGCCCGAAAAGACAAGCAUACCAAUAUACGUGUCAGAGGCCACAUUUCCAAGCCCGUGUUUGGGGAGGGCCGGCAGACGCCAGAUCGACAAAUGUUUUUUGUCAAUGGCAGACCAUGUGGUUUGCCCCAGAUCGCAAAAGCCAUCAAUGAGGUCUACAAGGCUUUUAAUGUCUCCCAGUCACCCUUCAUAUUUGCGGAUCUUCAGAUGGACACCAACGCGUACGAUGUAAAUGUAUCGCCUGACAAACGAACAAUAUUGAUCCAUGACUCGGCAUCGCUUGUUGAGAGUCUCAAGACUGCACUUAAUGAAAUGUUUGAUCAGCAAGAGCAAACUGUCCCUCAAUCCCAACUUGUUACGUCCCAGCUGCCUGCUUUUCAGAAAUUGGGCUUCCUGCGCCAGCCGUCCUCGAGUAGCCCCGAAUCUGCAAGUCGACAAACCUCGUUUUCAGAUCACCCAGCUCCAGUCGACGACGACGAAGAUGGGGAUAGAUUUGACGAAGAUGAGUCCCGGACGGCAUCGGUGAUGGAUGACUUGCAGAAAUUCUCUCGUACCGCAAAGGACGUUGGAUCGAGCGAAAUAUUGCAACCUCAAAAGGUAGCUCCACGUGAAAGACCUGCAGAAAAAGCACUCGAGGAGAUCGUUCGGCAACACACGCCAACAAAUGAGUCUCUUGAGGAGGACGAUGACCAGGAAGUGAUCGAGACGGAGGAAAUAUUGCAGCAGUCUGAGGAAGAGGAAGAGGCAUCGCAGUUCGAUCCAGUCAAGUUGCAUGUCAGUGAUUUCAACGCGAGAAUGGCCGAAGCCCAACCUAGGUUGAACUAUCAGGCAACUAUACGCCAGGACGAUGGACGGCAAACAGAAGAGAUCAAAGCUAUUGUGCCAGCAAAAACAGGUCUAGAAAAAGGACCCGUACAGAAUGCUUUUGACCGCAUGAGGCCAAAGAGGCUGUCAGAAGAAGUCGCCACUUUCACCAUCGGAGACAAGACUUUUACCACAGUAUUAGGGAGUCAAUCUCCUAAAUCGCUCGAGAAGCGUGACAUCCCUGGCAGCCUGAGGAGUGCAAUCAGCCCACAGAGGCGCACCAAAAGCCCAGGAGCCUUUCAAUUCUCCCAGAAGUUGCGCAGAUUUGGUGCGCAAGGGUCCAACAUUCCGGAUGAGGAAGAGGGUGACUCGGAUGCGCAGUCUGACGCGGAAUUGGUCGACGCUGAUAGCGAGACGACUGAAGAUUUUCCCGCGGAGCACGAAUCCGAUCUGGACCAGCAGAGCGUGGGGAAUGAAGAUUUGGCCGAGGACGAGUUAGAAGCGGCACCAGACACGGAAGGAGAGUCCGACGCAGACUAUAUUGAUGACGAGGAGAAGAAAAGGAUUGAAGAAGCCAAAGUCGCUGAGCUUAUUCAGGCAGCUGAAGCAAGCUCGACCGUUCCGACCAAAGAGAACUUGAAACGAGCAAUGAAAGCCCUGGCAGGAGGACGAGCCAAGGAGUCUACGACGAAUUUAUUAGCAACUAUUGAGUUUUCCAUCUCAAGCAUAUCCAGUCAAAUGCGUCAGUAUGUUAGACCAGUGGAUUCCAGUAUGAGCCGUCGAUCUUCGCAAGUUGAUGGAAAAGACAAUGAUGUGGAAGACCCGGAAACAAGCCUCUCACUGACCGUAUCGAAGCCAGAUUUUGCACAAAUGAGGAUUGUCGGACAAUUCAAUCUAGGCUUCAUUCUGGGUGUGCGACCGGCUAAGAAGUCUGCGGUUACGAAGACCCAAGCAACACAGGAUGAACUGUUCAUUAUCGACCAACAUGCGUCAGAUGAGAAAUACAACUUUGAAAGGCUGCAAGCCGAGACUAUUGUGGGCAACCAAAGGCUCGUGCGACCAGUGAUACUCGACUUGACGGCGGUGGAAGAAGAAAUCGUCCUGGAGAACAACGAAGCUCUGGAGAAGAACGGUUUUCUCGUCGAGAUCGACACCAGCGGCGACAAGAUGGUUGGACAACGUUGCCGCCUCGUCAGCCUCCCACUCAGCAAAGAGGUGGUAUUUGGUAUGAAAGACCUAGAGGAACUCAUUCAGCUUUUGGCCGAUACACCUGUGGGCGGUUCUUCUGAUAUUCCUCGACCCAGCAAAGUCAGAAAGAUGUUCGCCAUGCGAGCAUGUCGAUCGAGCAUUAUGAUCGGCAAGACACUGUCCAGGCGGCAGAUGCAAAAGGUGGUGGCAAACAUGGGCACAAUCGACAAACCCUGGAACUGCCCGCAUGGACGCCCAACGAUGCGACAUCUAUGCAGUUUAGACACGCUGCAACCAUGGUGUGAGGGAGACGAUGAAGGCGCAGGGGCAACCAGUCUAGGGGUGGCGUUGCACAGAUUCGUAGCGGAGGACUAG
This is a messenger RNA of Fonsecaea pedrosoi CBS 271.37, 3099 nucleotides long. RefSeq lists its product as uncharacterized. Lineage: Eukaryota; Fungi; Ascomycota; Eurotiomycetes; Chaetothyriales; Herpotrichiellaceae. Gene Ontology annotation, biological process: mismatch repair. Gene Ontology annotation, molecular function: ATP-dependent DNA damage sensor activity; ATP hydrolysis activity; ATP binding. The record is from RefSeq and is a predicted model, not a curated record. Gene Ontology annotation, cellular component: MutLalpha complex. The coding region runs from base 1 to 3099 and encodes 1032 amino acids. The transcript has a single exon.